AUGAAAUUAUCCAGUACACUCCAGCUGUUUUGUCUCGCUGGCUUCGCUCUUUCCCAUCCUAACGUUCUCGGAAAGACAGACGAUAUUCCCGAUGGUGCAUUUCCAAGUCCUGCAUCUUCCUCAGCCAGCCUUUCUCCGGUCCCAACAUCCACGACAUCCACGCCAGCACCCACCGAUGCCCGUCUCGGCCGUGCCAUCAUAGUCAAUCAUUGUGAAGCCCCCACUUACAUCUGGUCUGUCGGCACAGUCAUCCGGGAUCCAGUGACCCUUCUCCCCGGCAGCCGCUAUGGCGAAACCUUCCGUCAGGACCACAAGGCUGGGGGUAUUGCAAUAAAGAUCAGCACUGAGGAGGGUGGACUUUAUAAUAGCGCACCGCUGACGAUAUUUGCCUACAACGUCAACGGUCAAAAUGUGUGGUAUGAUUUGUCAGAUGUCUUUGGAGACCCCUUUAACGGCCACCCUGUUGUGCUGUCGCCAGCCGAUCCGCCCAUUUCCUGGGCGAAUGGAAUCCAGCCAUCUGGAAGUCAAGUCCGCGUACGAGAUUUGUCGGAGGAUUUGACCUUGACUUUAUGUUGA
Penicillium daleae is the source of this 576-nucleotide messenger RNA. RefSeq names its product Bys1 family protein. NCBI's taxonomy places the organism in Eukaryota, Fungi, Ascomycota, Eurotiomycetes, Eurotiales, Aspergillaceae. The record is from RefSeq and is a predicted model, not a curated record. The coding region runs from base 1 to 576 and encodes 191 amino acids. The transcript has a single exon.